AUGGCCAGUCAUAGGGCCAGUUUUGAGAUUUUAGAUAGUUCCUUAGAGGAUCUUUCACUCUCAAGAUCGAUGACUACAAAUAGUGAAUCUAGUGAAACCGACAGCAAUGAUGAAAAGAGGUAUAGCGGGAGCAUUCAGAGCAAGACGGCUGGAAUGAAGAAGGAAUACUCAGCAGAUAUCGCUCCUCUUAAAUUCAAGAUGUCAAAACCUGUUUUAAAUGUAGUUGAUUUGAAUGGGCAUAACGAUCAUCUGGACAACUUCAAGUUUGACAAAGGAUCCUUUAGCGAACGAAAUUACCUUUCCGAUGGCGAAAGAACAUUGAAAAGCACGGUAUUUGAUACAAUCAAUCGCGAAGAGUUCGAAAAGUAUCUAAAAGAGCCAGCGUACAUUAAAUUCUUCAAAAAGAAGAGAAAUAUAAAACAAUUCAGAAGGCUUUUCCUUGCACAAGAGUUAAAAGUAGAUGCUGAUUAUAUCAAUUCAUCUACUGCGACGCUCAGUAGCCUCAAUGAAAGUAAUGGGAGAGCUGUAUGGGCGAUGAAAUUUAGCGCAGAUGGGCGAUACCUUGCGACUGGUGGAAAAGAUUGCGCAUUACGGAUCUGGAAAGUCAUUUCUUCUCCUAUGGAAAGAGGCGAGCUUAACAACACAGCAGCAAAGCCACAAGCGAAGCAAAUAUCUUUAAAGAAUGCUUCUUUACAGUAUGGCAGCAGAGAAGACCUUUCGAAAGUUGCCGACAAUUCGGAAGAGUAUCUUAAUCUUUAUGCCCCUGUUUUCCAUCCUUUUCCUUUCCGAUCUUACUUGGAACACAAACAGGAUAUUUUAGAUCUCGACUGGUCUAAAAAUAACUUCAUAAUCACUGCAUCUAUGGAUAAAACUGUUCGCCUUUGGCAUUACGAUAGGAAAACGUCUUUGAAAAGCUUCGCACAUCCCGACUUUGUUACUUGUGCAAAAUUUCAUCCGAACGAUGAUAGAUUUUUCAUCAGUGGGUGUCUAGAUCAUACAUGUAGAUUGUGGUCUAUUUUGGAUCACAAAGUCUCCUUUGAAUACUAUUGUGGAGACCUCAUCACAGCCGUCGAUAUUUCUCCCAAUGAUGGCAAGUACACGGUUGUGGGGACAUUCAAUGGCUUUGUAUUUGUAUUAUUAACGCGUGGCUUGGAGUUAGUAUAUUCCUUUCAUGUUUUGGAAAAAGUGUCUGGAAAUACUGCAACUCGGGCUACUGAGCAUGGACCAAAGAUUACAGGACUAGAGUUUUUUAAACCUCAAGAUAGUUCUGAAUUAAGAUUGAUGAUUACUUCUAACGAUUCAAGAAUACGCAUAUUUAGCAUAAAGGAUAGGAAACUCCUGGAGGUUUUGAGGGGAUUUGAGAAUGUUUCAUCCCAAAUUAGUGCUCAUCUCAUGUCAUUGCCGAAUGGCGUUCAGGUCGCUAUUGCGCCAAGUGAGAACCACUGGAUAUAUUGCUGGAAAUUGAUGUCUAGUGAUCCCAAACAAAAAGAAAAUAAGGAGGAAUUACCCAGCAACAGUUCGGUUAAAAGAUCAGGAUCUAUAAGAAGUCUGUUACGUCGUAGUCUGAGCAUCGGAAGCAAUCAUUCAGACGAAAGAAAGAGCAUGCAUGCACUGCACCAUCCGCAUCUCCAUCUUCCCCAUGCGCAUCACUGUCAUAAAACAGACCAACCCAUUAAGAAUAGCAGUUAUGUGGCGUUUCAUGCACAUCAUGUUAACGUCACUGCGGCUGUGGUUGCGUCGCCAGGGACUGCCAAAACAUUAGCUUUGUCAAACGAUUUCAUUUGCGAAUUAACGAUGGCAUUCAGUGAAACUGAUGAAGAUGUUGCAAUCAUGAGACCGGUUGAUAACAAGAAAUAUAGGCGUCGUAGUUUAAUAAGGGGGGUUUCAGACGAAAAUUCAGACGGCACCAUGCAUGGAACAUCGCCAUCCAUGAUCGAUUCUAUCGGCACGAUUCUGGUGUCUUGUGACGUAUCAGGAAUGAUAAGAGUAUUCAGAACGGAUCUUUCGACUAACGUGAGAAAGAAGGUCCUGCAUGCACUAGAAAGCGAGGAGUCGACACACAAAGCGAAUAUAGUGAUCGACUCCCACGAUCCAUGCCAUACGGUGAGUAUGCUGGGCAACGGCAUGCGCGCAGGACUUUCAAAAAGUAAGGCAUUCACCAGCUCCCCUUCUGUAAGGUCAUACAGAAGCCAAGUUUCGUCUGGUGACACAACAGCAGAAUCAUCCAACCAAAUAAAGUGUGACGUCUGCGGAAGUAAUAGUAUUCACAUAGCCAAACCGAAGGGAGUCCUGAGUACAGAAAGCCCAAACUACUACUGUUCUGAUUGUGGUAAUCAAAUAAAUAGGUUCAAGUAA
Messenger RNA from Lachancea fermentati, 2355 nucleotides. NCBI's taxonomy places the organism in Eukaryota, Fungi, Ascomycota, Saccharomycetes, Saccharomycetales, Saccharomycetaceae. The record is from the annotation of a GenBank genome assembly.